ACAUAUAAGGAAACAAGUUGGAAGCAGAUAAGAGUGGACGGUCAUAUAAAUCGAAAAACGGUUCGUUAAAGACCGUCAUUUGACUGCUGUUUUCGGUGUCACUUAAGACGCUCCCAUUUCGUCUUCACUCGUGUCUCGAACUUGACGUCGGAUUACUCCCCCGGAUAUCAUCAUGAAAUAUAUUUUUGCAUUUGUUCAAGCAUCGACUCUGAUUUGGUUGGUCGCCUUGGCAUUCCCGCAAAGAGACGCGCCGGGCGGAAUUGCCGAUGACUCCAUAAUUUUCGAUAAUAAUGAAUCGAGCAGCUCGCCGAGUAACAUAAUGCAGAGUACCGUCACACCACCGAGCACCACCACAAAUUGUCCGUGUGUCGCAACUGCUGAAUACAAUCCAGUGUGCGGCACCGAUAACGUUACCUAUUGGAAUAUGGGAAGAUUUAAUUGCGCGAGAAAUUGCAAUCCUGCGCUUCAGAUAAGGGUGAUCAGGGCUUGCGAGCCAUACAUCCAGCAGAGCAGUAAUUAAAUAUUGACCUGCCAUCGCUUCCAUUAAUAAAUAAUACGACAUAUAGACUUGAAUGAUACAUACGUCCAUUAGCAGAAAUUUCUACUACGUGAUUGCAAACGUGAUCAAUUCUCAUUGACAUAUCGCAAACCAUGUGUUAUUAAUGUUCGUUAUAUUACUACAUUUAAACAUGUGCAUUUUUAACUUGCCAUUGCUAAUACUUUAUGUAAAAACUAUGGCUUACUGAAUAUUUAUAUACUUAAAAUAUAAUUAUACUAAAUUAGGAAUUAACCUGCCAUGCAAUACAAAUAGUUCUUUAUUGCAUUCUAAUAUAAUUGCGGCUAUCAAUUAGGUACACAUUUCAAUCAAACUUUUGUUCACUUUAGCUUACAGCCAGAAAGUGGGAUUAGGUACACAUUUAUAUCAACACAUACUGUCGCGAUAUACACCAUAAUAGGACACGCAACUCUUAUCGAUUUUUAGUUUUAAAACACUGCGACAUAAAUAACGCAAUUCUGUCGCAGUUGACGAGUGAUGCGUUCGAAAAGAUAAUAAUUUUGCUGAUAAGAUACUGUUAACAUUCUUGUGAUUUCUAAGCAUAAGUCUAAGUCUACUCAUUCGUGGCUGAACAAGCCAGAAUAAAUUUUCGAAAAGUUUUUUUCAGAAGAAAAGAUUCUAAAAUUUUGUUUGUACAGCUUUAAUAAUUAAUGUAUUAUAUUAAUAAACUUUUGUAAUCAAUGCAAUAUCGUUAAAAAAC
Molecule: messenger RNA, 1256 nt
Organism: Vollenhovia emeryi
Lineage: Eukaryota; Metazoa; Arthropoda; Insecta; Hymenoptera; Formicidae
Exons: 4
Coding region: 173-520 (115 amino acids)
Molecular function (GO): protein binding; serine-type endopeptidase inhibitor activity
Source: RefSeq, a predicted model, not a curated record